Alosa alosa (allis shad) is the source of this 1860-nucleotide messenger RNA. It is a transcript of the gene poldip3, whose product is annotated as polymerase (DNA-directed), delta interacting protein 3. Gene Ontology annotation, biological process: mRNA export from nucleus. Gene Ontology annotation, cellular component: nucleus. The record is from RefSeq and is a predicted model, not a curated record. Gene Ontology annotation, molecular function: mRNA binding. The coding region runs from base 42 to 1493 and encodes 483 amino acids. The transcript is spliced from 10 exons. Lineage: Eukaryota; Metazoa; Chordata; Actinopteri; Clupeiformes; Clupeidae.
CACCACGCAUGCGCAGUACGUGAGGCAGGCUGCAGGUAACGAUGGCGGAUAUUUCUCUUGACGAACUGAUACGCCGACGAGGUUUAAACACGAAAGGACCCAUAAAGAGUUCUCAAAACACUUCUCACAGGCCUGCCUUUGGUAGAGGGAUGGGGACAGUGGGAAGAACAUUUGAUGCACGACAGAAGAUUGGGGCUGGAGAUGUCCGACAGAGGCUUGGUAGUAGUGGGCAAACUGGGCCAGGAUCAGGGUUCCAGGUGAAAGAUGCCAGAGAGAAGCUUGGCCAGAAGGAUGCCAGAUUCUGGAUAAGAGGACGAGGUGGUGCAACUGGGGGUGUGCAGGACGCCCGACAGAUGAUCAACUCCCGAAAACAACAAGGACAAAACCCAGUGGGCAACCCCCUUCAAUCCCACAAGCCCUUGGGAAUAGGGCUGCAAGCCACUUUCCAGAUCCAUAAUAAUAAUGGUACAACCAAUACCAGUGCCAGACAGUUCCCACCCACCCCCCAAGGACUCAAUGUCAGAGCAGGGCUCUUACCACAGCCCGGUGGAGGGUUAAAGAAAGUAGUUGAUGCUCGCGAUAGGCUAAGCCUGAAGAGGAGCAUCACAGGAGCAGCACCCACUACGAGCGCACAGGCGCCUUUGAAGAUUACAAAAACUAUUCAGCAAAGGCCAGUGGCAAUGGCAAGUGACAUCCGGUUUAAUGUUUCCGGAAGGGGACCCCAGUCUCUCAUGAACGACGAUGAUGUUAUCCCUACCAAACAGAUGAAGAUAACCACUGCCAACAACUUGGCACAGACACGGCCUGGUGCCAUGGGAUCAUCUUUCUCCAUGUCGGCCCCUAUAACCAAAGUGGUGAAGAACGAUGCUUAUACCGCUCCACCUCCACCCACACCCACACCACCCACUGCCCCUGUACGUGCCACGGCUGCUGCCGCCUCUGCAGUCACUGGGCACGGGCAACAAGCAGCAGACACCAGCACCCGGUCUGCUCCUCCUCAGCCUGCCUUCAGUCCUUUGGAAGGCACCAAGAUCACAGUGAACAACCUUCAUCCCCGGGUCACUGAGGAAGAUAUAGUGGAACUGUUCUGUGUUUGCGGUGCUUUGAAACGCGCACGGUUAGUGAAGCAAGGAGUGGCCGAGGUUGUGUUUGUCAAGAAAGAGGACGCUAUAAGUGCUUACCGGAAGUACAACAAUCGCUGCCUGGACGGCCAGCCAAUGAAGUGUAAUCUACACAUGCAGGGGAAUGUCAUCACCUCUGAUCAACCCAUUCUUCUGAGGCUAAGUGAUACCCCAGGUGCAGGAAGUGGUGGGAGGAAAGAUGGGCUUCCUGCUUCCCUCAGCCGUCCAGGUGGUCGCCCUGCUUCCUCCCAGCCCACGCCAGAAGUGGACCCCCAGACCAUCCUCAAGGCUCUGUUCAAGUCCUCCGGCCAAACACCUACAACUACAGAGCCCCCGAGUUCCCAGGCCACGGCCUUCCGCAUCAAGAUUUAACAACGAUCACAUACAGACACCUGUUUUCAUAUUUGACGCAUUCAAACACAACACACAUGCACACAGGAUGUACAUCAUGCCGUACAUAUUUAUUUGUACUACAGUAACACAACUCGCACACAAAAAAAAUAGGUUUCUAAGUGUUAUUUUAGAAAACAUUAAUUUGGAUCCUCCAUGUCAAUUCAGUCAUCCAGUAAGACCAGUAACUCCAGCAGUGAUGUCCACGGCCGUAGCGUUGAUUGUUACCUAGCGUAUGUAUUCAGUGUCCAACUGGAGAAAGACCUGACAUAUGAUUUGUUUUAAGCUAUUUUGUUUACUUUCAGUUUGAAUUACAGAUUUAAAAAUGAAGCAAAAUGUGUUUCAGAAA